CUCCUCCUCCUCCUUCUCUUCCUCUUCCUCCUCCUCCUCCUCCUCCUCCUCCUCCUCCUCCUCCUCUUCCUCCUCCUCCUCCACACUCCCCCUGCGCGGCACACCUGAGCCAGUACAGGUGAGGGCAGUGCCAGGUAAGGACGGAGCGCACCUGAAGUCACCUGGAUUUUUCUAAUUUGUUGGUUUCAUCUCACUUGAACUGAGAGGAUAUCCGCCAGCCUCUUGAAGGACUGCCUCUUGAAGGACUCUUGCUGCCUCUUGAAGGAUCGCGAUGAGCAGCCCAGGGGAAGAGGAAGGAGACCCAAGAAGUCCUCGAUCUCGGAGUCCUGCCAUGGGCGUGUCUGGACUCCUGAGGGAUCAUGCCAAGGCAGGUGGAGGGGUGGAGGAGGAGGGCAGGAGGGGAUCAGGUGGAGGCAUUCUCAAACUUGACCCCGCCAAGCCACGCAGGUCAUCCGCAGCCUCCGUGGAGUUCAAGACAGAUAAGGAUGACCCAUCUUCGCCGUGCCCCAGCGACCGCCUCAGUGUGACCUGGGCUGACGGGGAGCGGUCUGUGUCCAGCGAUGGUGUGUCACUGGUGCAGAGAGGCCAGGGCGGCACACCUGACCAGCCUUCCAUUAACACCCUGGUGCCCGCAUGUGGGAGUCUGUUGGAGGAAGCACAGGAAUCACCACUUCCUGAGAAGCAGCAACAGCAGCAGCAGCAGCAGCAGCAGCAGCAGCAGGAUGAGGAGUAUGGAGCAAGCGUGUCUGCCAUCCUGAGGCGCUCCAGUUGUCGGGGCGGCUCACGACGCAGCACCAGGAGAAGGAAGAAAUCCAGGAGGACCAGCACUGUGACCACCAGCUCGGGGGAGACAGUGGUGGAAGUGGAGGGCCUGAGUGAGGAGGAGGAGGUAGUGGAGACGCUGAGGAUCCACAAGGAGGUGGUGGCAGGCGUCAGGCUGCAGCCGUGGCCCAUAGCAAGGAAGCUGCGUCUGGCCAGGGCGUCGCGGGAGUACAUCCGGCGCCACGAGGGGGAGCUGGAGGAGCGUCUGGCCCAGAGCACCAGCACUUGGGAUGUUCUGCUGCGCUGCUUCAUCCGUGCCAGGAGGGUAUUGCGGGCAGGUGUGCGAGCGGUGUAUGUGUGGGUGUCAGGUCUGGAGCCGUGGCAGGGGCGCAUCAAGACCAUUGAGUCACACUUUGGCUCAGCAGUGGCCUCCUACUUCACCUUCCUGCGCUGGGUGUUGGGCCUCAAUGUGGCACUGACGACGCUCCUGGCAGCCUUCGUCAUUGUCCCGGAGUUCCUGGCUGGUGACCGGGACAAUGCUGGGGAGAGGAAGUCCAUCCUGCCCUGGGAACGCAUCUCAGCCUACGACUUCAAGGUUCUGUGGGACUUUGAGGGAAUCAUGAGAUACUCCCCCAUCUUCUAUGGCUAUUACAGCAAGCACCCCUACACCAGGGAGGGGUACAGGCUGCCGCUGGCAUACUUCCUCACCUCUCUUGCUGUCUAUGCCUACAGUUUUGUGGCUAUACUGAGAAAGAUGGCUGCCAACUCUCGUAUGUCCAAACUUGCCGAAGACGAGGAGUGCACCUUCACAUGGCGUCUGUUGGCUGGGUGGGACUACACCAUUGGCAAUCCUGAGGCAGCCCAGAACAAGGUGGCUGCCAUCAACACAGGCUUCAGGGAGGCACUGCUGGAGGCAAGGGAGUCUGAGAAAGAGGAAAAGAGUUGGAAGCUGCGAGGGCGACGCAUGCUAGCACAUCUCAUAGUGAUGCUGCUCAUCGUGGCCAGCGCUUAUGCUGUGGUGCUGCUGGUGAAGCGUUCCGAGGGGGUAGACAGCUCCUCCUCCUGGUGGCGGCAGAAUGAACUCACCCUCACACUCACCCUCAUCUCCUUUGUCUACCCGAACCUGUUUGAUCUGGUAGGGCUGCUGGAGGUUCGUCACCCAAGGAACCAACUGCAGUGGCAGCUGGCACGCAUCAUGUCCCUCAAUCUGCUGAACCUGUACACCCUCAUCUUUGCCCUCUUCUCCAAGGUGGAUGACAUGACUAAGGAGCUUGAGGUGCUGAAGGACAACUUGACUGCCACCCACACUGAGGAGUUGAAGAUGCUCAGCAGCACCACACCCUGGACCCCCAACACUACCACAGCCAACCCCACCAGCUACAAUGCCUCCAUGUAUGCUCUUACCACCUCAUUGGGCAGUGGAGUGAGCCUUGGUUCAGUGGAUGAUGGCAUGACUACCUUGUCCUCCACCCUGCCUGCAGUGAGCCUGGAUCCCUUCACUGUGUUAGGCUCGGAGGGUUCACUCAGCUCUACAUUGGCAGCCUCGUUCCUCACUGCUGCUUCACUCUCCAAGUUGCUGCUGCCCAAGGGUGAUCCAAGACUGAAGACACCUCCUCCUGGCUGUCAUGUGCUCCCAGCUGCCUGUCCUGGCUCUGUGUCCUCCACAUCCUCAGCCAUACCUCACACAAGCAGUGAGGCACACACAGCCACACCUUUCCCCACUGCUCAGCCAGCCUCCACCCUCAAGCACACUGGCUGGGCUGACAUGAUCUACGACUUGGGGGGAGACGACACGGUCUUUGGUGACGAGCCGGUGUACUUGGGUGAGGAUAACAUAACCACACCUGGCUGGCUUCCCACAGAGUCCACACAAGAACCUGAUAGAGUUUAUGAGAAUUAUCCAGCAGAAGCAGACAGUAACACAAUCUCUUCUGACUCCCGUGUAGAUGACAGCACUGAUAACAUUUUCACUUCCAGUCCUGUUCCUAUUGAAGCUGAUGGAGUGUUUAGUAAUUACACAUCAGAAGCAGGCAGUAAUACAACCUCUCCUCACUCUCAUGUGGAUAGUAACCCUGCUACGCCUAAUACUUCCUUUUCCACUCCUGUUAUUACUAUCAGUGAAAGUGAUGAUGGUAGUCUGCCCUCCGAUGACCUGUCAGUAAUGCUACAUUUUGAAGCAGAUCUUAGUAGUAAUGGAGGGUAUUCAAAUAGCACUGAACUCCAUGCAUCAGAAAAACCUUCCAGAGCAUUUGGAUAUGAAUCUAGCACUAUGUCAUCAGAGGUGUUAGAGGGACUCACCACACCAGCUAGUGCAGAGACAACACCACACACACAUGACAACUCUGAAGCCUCUGCAGAGUUCUCAAACACCACAAAUGCCACUGUAGAAGAUCCCCCUGAAUUUGCCAGACUGGAAACCUCAACAGAGGCUACUGAUGCCUUUGAAGAAAACUUUUCAAAUUUAAUGAGAUUGGCACCUGGCAUACCAAGAAUCUUCCACAUGCUUGGUGACUUGGAGGAGGAAGAUGAGGCAGAGAAUAGCAUGAGGACAGGGGCAGUGCAUGAUGUGAUUAGGAAGAAGAGGAAAGUUGAUGCUGUCCAGAAUUUUCUAUUACCUCAAAUCCAGACUCAGAAUAAGGAAGCUAAAAUAAAAGGAAGAAGCUCAUCUAGGAAUCCAUCAAUUUUAGAUGAUCAAAAACAGGAAGAUAUCACCACUGAAAGGGAAGAGGUUAUGGAAGUAACAGAAAUAAGAGAAGGAAAGUUAACUGGGACUUUGCACUCACCUAAUUAUCAGAAUGGAGAAAAUUAUGUCAUCACUGAAAAGAAACAAAUCAUGAAAGCAGAAGCAUUAAAAGAUGAAGUCCUUGAAGCAAAAGAAACAAAAGAAAAAAUCAUGGAGAUUGAAGAAUUAGGAGAAAACUCAACUAGCAAUUCAUACACAGUAAAAUAUGAAGAUAGGGGAGAUCACAAGGAACUAAAAAACCUGGCUAAGGAAAACCUGCCAAUGAAAAGAGUAAAGCGAGUGAUCAAUGAUUAUGGCGGGAUAGACGUCAAUGAUGCCUACUACCUCCCCUUGUAUCACCCCUCUGCUGACGACACAGAUGACGACUUCAUGACCCACGACCUUUCACCAGACUACACCCUCCCCACAGAUCUGGACACAGGAGACAAUGCAACUGAAAGCAACUCCACACUGGACAAUCUUGAAGAAACAGAGGAAGACUGGGGCACUAGAAUGAUACUGCCAACUGUGGUGUCUUACAAUAUAUCAACGACUGACAGGGAUGCAUUCUGGGCGCAAUUCAUGAGGGUUACUGCAGAGAAUGGUGUGGAGGCAACACUUGAGCCCUCAGUGGUGGGGGAGGAGAAUGGGACAGCUGAGGAGGGACUUUCAGACUUCCCUGUGGAUGCUGAAGACUGUUUUGUUAUAGUGUGUGAAGAAUCAGCCACCAGUACCACAGAAACACACACAGACCCACCCACAACUUUAUCCCCACCCACAUCACAGCCCACAGCCCUCACCAGACAUCCCACCACUAUCACCACCACUGCCGCCACCACCAUCACAGCUGAGUCCACCACCCCACACUCCUUCCUGGUACAGCCCAUGAAGAACAACCCUGAAAAGUGGGUGUCCUCACUGCCUGGCAAGUCACAGGAAAGACUCAGGAAGCUGUGCUGGGAGACAAUGUUUGGCCAAGAAAUCAUCAAACUGACAGUCAUGGAUCUGGUGGUGACGGUGGUGACGGUGGUGAUGACAGAGUACGUGCGGGCCGUGGUGGUGAGGCUGCUCAAUGGCUGCUGUUGCUGGGACCUGGAGAAGCAGUUUCCUGGCUAUGCAGACUUCAAGAUUGCUGAGAACAUCCUGCACUUGGUCAACAAUCAGGGGAUAGUCUGGAUGGGGAUGUUCUUUGCUCCAGGCCUACCUCUCCUCAACACCUUCAAGUUGGUGGUGCUGCUAUAUGUCCGCUCCUGGGCCGUUGUCACCUCCAAUGUGCCACCUGAGACAGUCUUCAAGGCCUCUAAUAACAACAACUUCUACCUCCUCUUCCUGCUCACCAUGCUGUUCCUCUGCACACUGCCAGUUGGAUAUGCAGUGGUGUGGUUGGAGCCGUCGUGGCAUUGUGGACCAUUCAGUGACUACCCAAAGAUAUACCAGCUUGCUACUUCAACCCUGAUUGGAGGACUGCCACCAACUCUCUAUCCCAUCAUUGACUACAUUUCUUCCCCUGGUGUGGUCAUUCCUGCCGGCCUUCUGCUUGUCCUCAUCAUCUACUACCUUGUUUCCCUCACCGCUGCACUGCGGGAGGCUAACAGUGACCUGAGAGACCAGUUGCGCCAAGAAAGGUCAGCUGAGAAAAGGAAGGCUUUGGAAUCUCGCUCAGGGAUGAAGGGGCGAAGUGAGACUCCCACAUCCAGGUGGAGCCGUGUGGUGCCCCUCACCCCCCUCCCACGGCCACGUCUGGAUGCCACAAGUGACCCUGAGAAGCUGCCUGCCAAGAAGCCUCCCUCAGCUUUGUCCCCAGAGGCCGAGGAUGGCCCCAUCAUAGCCCUAUGUGACCCGCCGCGAGGCAAGGACGAUGGGCCAUGGCCUGAUGACAUGACCGACCUUGGCCACUCAGAGGUCUUUGAUGACUCUCUGUCUGAGUCACGCCAGGUGAAGGCACGGGAGGGUGCAGAGGGACAUGACAAGAAGGCCAGGGAUCACUUAGAAAAAGAGAGAGACAUGGAGCAUCAACACAAGAGCAAAGCAAGAAAAAAUUCCUUUCCAACACAGACCAAGGAGGAGGAGGACAGCUCAUUUAGAGUACCCAAGGGAAGACAAAAAUCAUAUGGAAGUCAGAACCGAGGCCACAGAAUACCACAGGAGAGGAAGCACUCGGAUGAGAGCCUUCACAGGGACUCCCCAACCAAGGCCAAGUCCAGCCACAGACAUUACACAGACUCACCACGGGAGAGGAGGAGAAGUUCUGGCCCACACUCAAGCAAACUCAAGGACAAGCUUCCAGAGGACAUACAGGAGGUACUGGGCAACCCACACCAGGACACGGGCAAGCACGCCAAGACUCACCGAGGGCUGGCCAAGAAGGACUCUUCAAAGUUACCUCCUGAACCAGAAACCCCAACAAAAGGCGUUUCAUCCACACGUCACCGCAGGGAACACUCCAUACUGAAGCUGGAGGACCUGAAGCGCACCACCAAUGGGCAGCAGAAAGGAGGAGGCACCACUGUUCCUGCCAGCCAGCAGUGCAGUAGCUCAGAUGACUCCCAGGGCAUGCAGACCAUACCUGUCAUCAAGAUCAGUAAAGAGGACAGUGUGGAGCGGUCUCUUCAGCAAGCCAAGCUGCAGCGCCAGGACAAAACACAGGAUGACCCAGACAACACAGAGGGCAGCCAGCAGCCCUCCAACAGCAGUCCAGGUGCAGCCUCACCCUCGUCUGGACAGCAUGACAGUGGUAGUGUGGAACUAAAAUAUGUGUCAGGGAAGGAGGACUCUUUGGUAAAGGCUAAGAACAGCAAAAAACCAGCCCCAAUUGAAACCAACCUAGAUGACCCCUAUUUUCCUGAGUCAGACACAGCUGCCUUGAUUGAAAAGAGUGAUGUUGAGAAAGUGCCACUUCAGCUUGCCACAGAGGAGGAGUCUGUCAUCCUGAGCUCAGAUGAGGAGUCAACAUUGCUUGAUAAGUGAGGUGAGGGGAAGAGAGUGCUGUUUUUUAGAUGUUUCUAUUGAGUAGUGAGAUGAGGGAAGGUGUAUAAUUUUAUAGUUGUCUCCUGCUUGGAAAGUGAGGUGAGGGAAGGUGGCAGUAUUUUGUAGCUGUUUCUGAUAUUUAAGGAGCAGUUUUGUCUCAUGAAUUCACCUGCAGCACUCAUACAUAUAUAAGUUAAAAGAAUAAUUGGUAAUGUUAAAUACAUCCCAAAUAUGUACUUUUGUUCUUGCACUGUAUUAUCCCUAGGACUGUACUAUUUGCAUUUCUUGCUCAACUGUAUCAUACACCUUUGCUUUGUAUAUCAUUCACCUGCACUUUGUAAGAUCUUUCUUGAUGGGAAUUGUUUAGAUAGAUCAAAUCUUGGGUACCUAAACCUAAAAUUACUUAAUAUGUCAAAUAAUGGGUUUUUGCAUUUAUAUUUAAGGAUAUUAUAAAUAUUUAAAUGCUUGCUUCAACUACCAGAAUAUUUAUUCAGCAUACACCAUAGAAAAUUGACAAAAGGUUUAACACGAGUAUGCCAAGAAAUGUAAAGAGACUGUUCAACAUGUUAAUUUUUCUGGAUCAACCAUAUCUUGCCUUUCUGCAAAUAAAGAAUAUCUAGCAUGACAACUGACAGUGUUCCUUAAUUAGAAGGAAGUAUUAAGUUAAGGUUUGUAAGCCAGUUACAUGUACUAAAUAAAAAAAAUAAUCAUAGAAAAAA
Scylla paramamosain (green mud crab) is the source of this 7170-nucleotide messenger RNA. RefSeq names its product transmembrane channel-like protein. Gene Ontology annotation, molecular function: mechanosensitive monoatomic ion channel activity. The record is from RefSeq and is a predicted model, not a curated record. The transcript has 22 exons. The coding region runs from base 272 to 6451 and encodes 2059 amino acids. Gene Ontology annotation, cellular component: plasma membrane. NCBI's taxonomy places the organism in Eukaryota, Metazoa, Arthropoda, Malacostraca, Decapoda, Portunidae.